Messenger RNA from Guillardia theta CCMP2712, 1149 nucleotides. RefSeq lists its product as hypothetical. Bases 1 to 1149 code for a protein of 382 amino acids. The transcript is spliced from 8 exons. The record is from RefSeq and is a predicted model, not a curated record. NCBI's taxonomy places the organism in Eukaryota, Cryptophyceae, Pyrenomonadales, Geminigeraceae.
AUGAUGCAGGGAGCAAGCAUUGUACGAACUCCUCUCUCCCUCCCCCUCCUCCUCCUCCUCUCGCUUCUCCUCCUAGCGGGACCCGUUGCAGCUGACGAUCACACGUACAAGCAGUGCAACGUUCAGGCUGAUUGUGAUGACAAGGACUACCCAAUCUGCAUGCCGCUCUGGAACGACGAAGGCAUGGCGACAUUGGACACGAAGGUGGUGGAUAACAUCUACAUCGGCGUGUGCGUGCAGUGCCGAACCGACUGUGACUGCGAUACGGAUGAAUACUGUGCCAACGACUUCACUCUCAAUAAGUUCUCGUCCGCCCUGAACGCGCUGGACAGAUACACUGAGCAGCAGAGAGCUCUUGUAGGCGCCCACUACAGUCAAUAUCAAUCGCUCAAGAUACGCAGCGUCUGUAAGAAAAGAGAUCUGCCAGACGAGUACGACUUCUGCAACACCAGGCAGGACAUCGUGUCGGAUACUGUUUCCAAGAGCUACGACUCCGGGCAUUUGUAUUCCACUGGCUACAUUCACGUGAAGAACAAGAAUCGGUUCUGCGGCCGCAUUGAGGAGAACGCUUUCCUGGUUACAGAUGAGAUUCAAUGUGUGGGAACGGGGUGCGGGGGAAACCUUUUGGUUGGCAAGCUCAUCAACACCCCAGCUAUCUGUAUUCCCACGGUAUACGUCUCAGGGACCAAAGUCAUCAAUGGCACUUGUCAAGCGGAGCAAAUGUCCAUCACAGGCGGGGGGUUCAACUUCAAGACGAGUGUGGUCGACUGGGAGGGAUACUGCAAAGACAACAGCUGUAAAGAUUGUCGACACGGAGAUACUAUGUGCACUGAAGUGUAUCAACAAGCACGUGUUUGCAUCAACGGAAAAUGGAAACUCCGAUACUCUGCCACCAUGAUCGGGUAUGAAAGGAGCUAUGACAUGGUCAGCGAGAACAUCCAGCUGCAAACUCAGAUCACCAUUGCUUUGUUCACGUCUCUCUGCUUCGUUGUGGCGGUGGUCUGUGCAGUCCUCUUGACCGUCAGAAGACCUGCCGCCAGCUCCAUCUCUCUCAACGUGCCCAGGCCAGAGGACGAGGGCUACUUUCACAACACAGUUAGGGCUGUAGAACUUGGAGCGGAAGGAGUAGGAGGGGCUGGUCAGGCGUAG